AUGGCGGAGGAUCAAGCAACGGCAGCGAUGGAAACAUCGAAGGUGGAGAAGCAGCCUGAGACCAUAACAGAGUCUGAAGCAUCGGGAGUGACCACGACGACAAAAAGGAUUAUGGUUGCUAUCGACGAGAGCGAUUCGAGCUUUUAUGCUCUUCAAUGGGUCAUUGACCAUUUUGCUACCCUCUUGAUGACCACUGAGGCUGCUGAAGCGGAAGGUGGCUUGCUCACGGUGGUUCAUGUGCAGGCUCCGUUUCAUCAUUUUGCUGCUUUUCCGGCUGGACCAGGCGGCGCAACAGCAGUCUACGCACCUUCGGUGAUGAUAGAGUCAGUGAGAAAAGCACAACGGGAGACCGCUGCAGCGCUUCUCUCACGUGCACUCCAGAUGUGCCGAGCCAAACAGAUACGUACUGAAACUCUGGUGUUUGAAGGCGAGCCAAAGGAGAUGAUUUGCCAGGCGGUGGAGCAAAUGCACGUUGAUCUUCUCGUUGUCGGUAGUCGUGGCCUUGGCAAGAUCAGAAGAGCGUUUAUUGGGAGCGUUAGCGAUUACUGUGCUCAUCAUGCCAACUGUCCCAUCCUUAUUGUGAAGCCACCAAAGGAGAUUACUAGUUAA
Messenger RNA from Eruca vesicaria subsp. sativa (arugula), 609 nucleotides. The record is from the annotation of a GenBank genome assembly. NCBI's taxonomy places the organism in Eukaryota, Viridiplantae, Streptophyta, Magnoliopsida, Brassicales, Brassicaceae.